AUGAAUGCCAUGGACACUUCCAACAAUAUACCAGAUGUUGAAAAGUUUUCGAGUCCUCACUACAACAGAUUGAAGUUCCAGGAAUCUGGUGUUGUCUUGAAGAAACCUUCCAACAAAGCCAACCCUCUUUUUGCAUGGGAUACCUCCAAAAGCGUCAACAAGUCUGUUUCUGAGGCGGACAGUGUGUUGGCAGACUUAAACCUUGGUUCUAAGUCAAACAUGCGUGACGUCAAGGCUCUCCUCAAAGCCAACCCUGCUCUUGCGAAACAAUUCAAGCAGUGGUUGGUCAAAAGGUCUCCAGAAUCCAUUGUGUUCAAAAUCCCAGCCAAGCUAGAACAGCUUUUGAAGGAGUUUAUUACCUCUUCAGAAAAUGUCAUCAAGCGCCCAUCAUCUUUAACCGACAUGAGCAGAAAGUUUGGUAAGGCCUCUAGAACUGCAUCCCCUAGGGCUGUUCAGGGUACAGCAGGUCUUUCAUAUAAUCAGAAAGGGCGCCUUAAUAAUACUCCAAAUGGUAUUAAGCAUGGGGUCAUCGCUCCUGGUCGUCUCGUUGAUAAUAGAGAAGCCGCUAUUGGCGGUUUCGUUGCAUCCGUGAACGAGAGAACAACCAUUCUUCAAAACAACUUCAUCAAUAAUGCGCCUGGUAAGCACGCCAGACAGUUCGUGCUUCCGUUCAAGGUCAACGAGGCCGAGCUCACACCAUACGGUGGUGUUAGAAUGUACGCUGAUGGUGUUAGAGUGGGUUCUUGGAUUCAGAGAACUGAGAGUGGACCAUCUUAUGCUAACAGAUCAAACUACGUUGCCUCGAACCCUAAUUUCGGCAGCCUUUCUGAAAGAAACAGCAGAGAUGCCGCUGCAUUGGAGAACUUGUUGGGCUUGGUCUCCAAGAAUAAAUCUUAA
This is a messenger RNA of Candidozyma duobushaemuli, 897 nucleotides long. Its product is annotated as mitochondrial 37S ribosomal protein bS1m. The record is from RefSeq and is a predicted model, not a curated record. The transcript has a single exon. Gene Ontology annotation, cellular component: mitochondrial small ribosomal subunit. Gene Ontology annotation, molecular function: structural constituent of ribosome. Bases 1 to 897 code for a protein of 298 amino acids. Lineage: Eukaryota; Fungi; Ascomycota; Pichiomycetes; Serinales; Metschnikowiaceae. Gene Ontology annotation, biological process: mitochondrial translational initiation.